Chanos chanos (milkfish) is the source of this 2841-nucleotide messenger RNA. It is a transcript of the gene cep104, whose product is annotated as centrosomal protein 104. The coding region runs from base 1 to 2841 and encodes 946 amino acids. NCBI's taxonomy places the organism in Eukaryota, Metazoa, Chordata, Actinopteri, Gonorynchiformes, Chanidae. The transcript has 21 exons. Gene Ontology annotation, cellular component: cilium. The record is from RefSeq and is a predicted model, not a curated record.
AUGCCACGUAAGAUAGGAUUCACUGUGAUCAGCUGCAGCAGCCAUGAGGAUAACUACAGUCCUAAAGAGCUAAUGGUUCAUGCACCCACAGUUAGUGGCUGGAGGUCUACCAGAUUCUGUUCUUAUCCUCAAGAGAUCAUUCUUCAGCUUGUUGAACGCUGUCAUAUUAGGAAACUGCAGCUGCUGGCCCACCAGUACUUGAUCCCAACUAAGAUUGAAUUUCACACUGGGGACAGACUGCCUGAGUCCUCCUCUCCUGGUCACCAGGACCACCUCCGUAGACUAGGGUAUGUGUCACUCUCGGACAAUGAGAAGACAGGUUACAGGGCUCGAGAACUGAAGUCAGUCCAUGUUGAUGCCGUGGGGACCUACCUGAAGUUAACAUUUCACAAAAACUACAUUAAUCGCUAUAACCUCUACAACCAGGUUGCCUUGGUAGCCAUCAAUGUAUUGGCAGACCCUGUGGAUUUUAGUGACAUCAAUUUAAUUCAAACAAGGGAUCAGCUGAUUGAACAGUAUCUAAACAGUACUCAGCAUGGUUCUGCACUGGACGGUUCAUACGUUGGCAGCAAAUAUGAGUCUAUCUCUCCUCUGGAUGACCUGGCGUUUGACAUGUAUCAGGACCCUGAGGUAGCCCGCAUCAUUCGCCUACUAGAUGCCAGGAAGCAAGACAUGGUGCGGCAAGAACAAUAUGACCUUGCCAAAAAGCUCAAGCAGGCCAUUGCUGAUUUGCAGAAGGUGGGGGAGAGGCUAGGCCGCUACGACGUGGAGAAGCACAGUGCCAUCGAGAGGGAGGACUACGACACAGCCAAGCUGAAGAAGGAGCAAAUGGAAACUUACAGACGGAGAGUCUACGAACAGCUGGAAGUGCACAACCUCUUAGACGUGGACCAGAUACAGAGAAUCUCUGGGAUGUUCUCUGAGAAUUUGGAGGUUCCUUCACCAAAUGUUCAGCAGCGCCAGUGCGCCUCUUUAUCACCUGAGACACCGCAGAAGAAGAAGAAGAAAAAGAAACCAGAGGUGCCCAGAAUGGAGCUGGAGCAGGAGAUUCCCAAACCUCAGAGCCAACAGCAGACACAGAGGCCAGUGUCCCAGGCUCCAGAGGAUCAACCCAAGACGGAUGUUACUGUUCUUCCAUAUGAUGAGAGACCUCUGCCUGCUCUGAGACAGAAGGACCGGGAGAGGAAUCCAGAGGAGGCCCAGCCUGACGAGUCUCUAAUGGUGUCCGACUCAGUCAGUACUGCUUGCAGCCCAGGGGUACCAGGAGAACCAGAGCCACUGACUGAGAAGGCCCAGCGAGAGGCCAGUUUCCCCAUAGAAGUGUAUGGGGACAGCCUGGUUGCAGGGGCCUAUUCUAAGACCUGGUCGUACAGGGAGGAUGCCUUACUGGCUGUGUACAAGAAACUGGCAGAGGUGCCGUCUGGGACCCCCAAGGCAGAGCUGAGGAACAUGAUGAGAGCGGCUGUCUUCCUCACAAAGAAGGCCCUCUCAGAUAAAGUGUCUUCUGUGUUUCAAGCAUCGCUGAAACUGCUGAAAAUGAUCCUGUCUCAGUUUAUCCCUAAAUAUCACCUCGGCCGGACCGAGGUGACCCACUGUCUCGAGCAGAUCUGGCCCAACCUCAUCUCCAGAACCGGAGACUCAUCCUCCAGGCUUCGGACGCUGGCUGUCACUUUCGUUCAGGAGAUUGCUCUUUUAAAGGAGGUCAGACCAUUGCAGAUGAUCCCUGGGGAGCUGGUGAAGCCCAUCAAGUCCAACAUGCCGGUCAGGCUGGCUCUCAGCAGGGUAGAGCUCCUGGAAGCCCUACUGCAACAGCUGGGCGCAAAAGACUCGGGCUUUACCCUCGACAACGUCAUGCGGUUCCUAACAGGUGCACUGGAGCACAGUGCUUCAUCUGUACGAGAACUGGCGGUUCGGACAGUGCUGGCCAUGUACCGUCUCCAUAGAAACGCCGUGCUGGAUUACCUCCCUCCAAAUGAUGCUCAGACACGCAAGAACGUUCUCUAUAAGAACAUCUUUGAUGCUUUUUCAAAGAUAGAUGGCAGACCUUCUGAAUCCCAGAACUCUAAAAAGGGAGGGGGAAAGCAAGAGGGGAUGGAGAGAGAGAAAGAGGAGAUCAGGAGUCUUCAGGAGCAACUGGCUGCUUUAAAGGAGAUUAGUGAGAACUCUAAAGCACCGGAGAGAAAAAUGGAAAAGGCUGCAAAAGCAGGUGGGAAAAAGACACCCCAACCCAGUCCUGCAGAUAUGGAUGGUAGCCCAUCAUCUGGGGCAAAUUAUUUAGACAAUCUGUGUAUAUUCUGUGGAGAGAAAGAUGAGUCCUUCACUGAGGAAGGCCUUGACCUGCACUACUGGAAACACUGUCCAAUGCUACGCCGCUGUGUUCAGUGUAGACAGGUGGUUGAGAUUGCCAGUCUGACGGAGCACCUGUUGUGUGAGUGUGAGAGAAAAGCUCUGUUUGUCCAGUGCCCUCGCUGCUCUGAGGCUGUGCCCAAAGAACACAUGACUCUACACACCCAAAGUCUAAACUGCAACCCCCCUGUGUCUGGCAGAGCCUGCAACCAUUGUCCUCUGUGCCAUGAAAACUUCGUGCCAGGAGAGGAGGCCUGGAAGUCCCACCUCAUGGGCAGCGAGGGCUGUAAACAGAACUCGAGGAGGACAGCGGUGGUGCAGCGGCAGCAGCAGGAGCAGAGAUCUCAGCCAUCACAAGGAAAGACCAUCAGCCAAGCAGCACCAAAGCCAGAACCUUCUGUGUUUAAAAGCAGAGGACUGGGCAGAGGGAGUCGAAUCCCAGCCCCUGCGUCCAGAGCCAACAAAACCUUUCGCCGCAUCCCAGCCAAACGGUGA